Molecule: messenger RNA, 7932 nt
Organism: Caretta caretta (loggerhead turtle)
Lineage: Eukaryota; Metazoa; Chordata; Testudines; Cheloniidae
Gene: SLC30A9
Product: solute carrier family 30 member 9
Biological process (GO): zinc ion transport; transmembrane transport; intracellular zinc ion homeostasis
Cellular component (GO): endoplasmic reticulum; membrane
Molecular function (GO): monoatomic cation transmembrane transporter activity
Source: RefSeq, a predicted model, not a curated record
GGUCUGCUGGGGGGCUGCUCCCCUCCCCCGCCGGCUGGCCGGCGCCGGGCGCUCCAAUGAGAGCGGCUGCCUCUCCCUGCCUCGCGGAGCCCGGCGGCGCCGGCCCUGCGUGUGCGAGUCCGGCCAGCAGGCGAGGAUGAUGCCGGCUCUGGCCGCCCAGAGGCGGGGGUGGCGCUGCCUUUACCGGUUGUACCUGCGGUGCCAGGCGGCGCAGCUCAGCCGGGUCUGCCACGGAUGGCAAGGCUCGAUGAAAUGCGGAAGUCUCUCUCGCAUACUGCCAUGCAGUCGUCUAGCAGUCCAAUCACUGAGUCAAGUGAGAGUUUACACUUCUGAUGGUCAGAAAAAAGGCCCUGUACCAGGCCCUGAAGGAGCUGUGCACAAAGCUGGAACAGCACGGGAUACCAGCAGUGCAGGCCAAAAACCACUUUUAUUGCAAGAGCCAAUCCAAAUAAAAGUUAAAGCAGUUCUUAAAAAGAGAGAAUAUGGACCAAAAUACACGCAAAAUAAUUUCAUCACUGGUGUCAGAGCAAUAAAUGAGUUCUGUCUUAAAUCCAGUGAUCUAGAACAGCUGAGGAAAAUCAGACGACGAAGUCCCCAUGAUGACACUGAGGCUUUCACUGUAUUUUUGAGAUCAGAUGUAGAGGCAAAAUCUCUAGAAGUUUGGGGAAGCCCGGAGGCUCUUGCUAAAGAGAGAAAACGACGUAAAGAAGCAGAGAUAGAAUACAGAGAAAAUCUAUUUAGAAACCAAAAGCUAUUAAAGGAGUACAAAGAUUUUCUUGGGGAUACUAAGCCACGCUCCAGCACAGGUGCUAUGUUGCUCAAAGGACCAGGAAAGGUGGUGAUGGUUGCUAUUUGCAUAAAUGGGUUGAAUUUUUUCUUUAAACUACUCGCAUGGGUUUACACGGGUUCUGCAAGCAUGUUUUCAGAAGCUAUACAUUCUUUAGCAGACACUUGCAAUCAGGCUUUGCUAGCAUUGGGCAUCAGUCAGUCUGCAAGGACACCAGAUCCUAGUCAUCCGUAUGGCUUCACAAAUAUGCGCUAUAUUGCCUCCCUAAUUAGUGGGGUUGGCAUUUUCAUGAUGGGUGCCGGACUUUCCUGGUAUCAUGGAAUCAUAGGCUUACUUCAUCCUCAGCCCAUGGAAUCUCUUCUUUGGGCUUAUUGUAUCUUAGCAGGAUCACUGGUGUCUGAAGGAGCUACACUUCUUGUUGCUAUAAAUGAAAUUCGAAGGAGUGCCCAGGCCAAGGGUCUGUCAUUUUAUCAAUAUGUCAGACAGAGUCGUGAUCCCAGUACAAAUGUGGUGUUGUUGGAGGACGCUGCAGCAGUUUUGGGUGUGACGUUAGCUGCUACUUGCAUGGGUCUGACUUCUUUAACAGGCAACCCUUACUAUGAUAGCCUGGGAUCUCUAGGUGUGGGAACUUUGUUGGGAGCUGUAUCAGCUUUUCUCAUCUACACCAACACGGAAGCAUUGCUGGGACGAUCCAUUAAUCCUGAGCAAUUACAGCGACUUACUGAGUUACUGGAGAGUGACCCUGUCGUUAGAGCAAUUCAUGAUGUUAAAGCCACAGACAUGGGAUUGAGCAAAGUGAGAUUCAAGGCAGAAGUAGACUUUGAUGGACGGGUUGUGACUCGUUCUUACCUGGAAAAGCAAGACAUUGAACAGCUGCUACAAGAAAUUCAGCAGGUGAAAACUCUUGAGGAAUUAGAAGCCUUCAUGCUUAAACAUGGAGAGAAUAUCAUUGACACACUGGGAGCUGAAGUAGACCGGCUUGAAAAGGAGCUAAAGCAACGCAAUCCUGAUGUUCGACAUGUAGAUUUGGAAAUAUUGUAGACUUGACAGAAGAAAUCCUUGGAGUACUCUCUUUUGGAAACAAGUUUGCACAGAGAUGGAAUAGCUAUUGAAACUGCAGUCACCUCAAUACCAUACCUCAUUUACUUCAUGCUGUAGGCUUCCUGAACUGUUGUUACUGACUCUGUUUCCAGAACAGCUUUAGAUUCAAAGUCAACAACUUUGUUUGGAAGAUCAGUUCAACAAAAGCUUCUUAGCAUAAUUUCUACAUGAGACUGUUAGAGGUGAAUUUAUUUGGGACUUGGAACUUAGAUCUUUUAGUUUCUAUAAGGCAAAUGUUAAUGCCUGAAAAUACACAGAAGAUAGUUUCCCUAUUUCAAUUUUUUGUCAACUUACACAUCAGUUUGCACUCAUUUAACUACUUCCUUCUAGAAGCCAUUGGAGGUAUUUGCAAGAUACAGAUGUUUAAUGCUAGAACAGACUUUGUUUCAUUUGUUCUACCUGCCACUUUGAACCAGUUGUCAUAUUCUAGCUAUAUGGUCUUUUUUUUUUCCCCCCCUUCUAAGAUCAAUCCCUCCAAAAAGAACUGCCCUUUUCUCGAGUUUCAUGAUUUGGAAACAUGCUUCUGCCAGUGUUGCAAUUAUUGACAUAACCUCAGAGGAUCAGAUCAGUCUCUUGAAUGCAGUUGGCUUUGGGCUUGGCCUAGAGUAUGUUGAGUUACUGCGCAGGAUGUAGAAAUCUCAACACGCUUUUUUUUUGUAGGUGAUCUUGGCCAUGUCUUGUGUGUAGGUUUUCUCUCUUCAGACUUUUUCCCACCCAUAUGCCUUUUUGUUGCUUUAACUUGCUAACAUUGGAGGAUAUAAAUUUAUUUAGUAGUUUUCUGAUAUUUUUCAUUUGGCUUUUUAUCCUUUUAAGAGGCAAUAUUCUGCAAAUGAUCUUUGCUAGCAAAAACAAGAGGUGGUGUAGCAGUUUUAACAUAUUCAAGAAAUAUUUAUACUUAAACAGAUGUGAAGAUGAUAUAUUAAUUUAUUUACACAGGCACUACUUGUAUGAAUCUGAAUUGUAGAUUGCUUUUUUUUCCCCCCACCCCCGCCCUUCAGAAAAAACCCUUUGUGUGGAAGAAGUAAAACAAUUGUGCUGAAAUGUGUGUCAUGGCUGUCAGUAAUCCCAAAACUGAGUGCAUAGAAUUGAUGUGUUUGAAAUGCAGGAUUCUAGUGUUUUAUAAAAUGGGUUUCUAGAAUAAGGCUUUCUGCAAUAGGUAUCCAAGUCAUAGCAGACUCUGUGAGAAAUAAUCUUUUAAUAAAGGCUUAGUGAGUACAAAUCAUGCAAAUCUAGUAAUUGAAAUAUUAAUGGAAUAAUUAGCGAUAAAUCUUUCUCCAAGAAAAAUCCUUUAUGCACUUUAAAACGUUUCAGUAACAUGAAAAUUGCUCAUGGGAGAGAGGUGGCAAUAAGAGCAUCCUGAUGAAUCUGUUGGUGGGUAAUCUAGUGAGUGACAUACUGAGGGCAGAAAUGUUGAUAGGGAAUACAAGUCAUCAAAAUCAAUUUAAGAUUAAAUCAUAUGCAUUGCAGCAAAUGAUAAUAGUGGAAACCAAAAUGUCAGGAUUUGAUUAAAUGCUUUGUAAUAGUAUUUUUUUAAAAUGUCAUUUGCCAGUGAAUUAUGAGAAUUUAAAAUAGCAUGCCUUUUGACAAUUGCAAAAUACUGCAUGCUGUGCAUUUUAAAUAAAAUGACAUUCCAAAUUUUAGUUUUUGGAGAUGAGGCUUUAUGUACUGUAAUGUGUGUAAUGGAUGACUUCGUUACAUAGUUGGGAAUGAAGGGUUAGUUAGUACCCUUGCCUAUAAUUCCUGUUCCUUCUCUUCUCAUCAGUCAUUUGUUUAUAGCCUAUUAGUGCUUAACCUAAGGGAAGACUUGAUUUUUGUCUCCCACUGCAGUGCUAAUUAGAUUUGUAGUAUAUACUUAAGACUGAACAUUAGAAAUGUGUUUAAUAAAGUGAUAUUUUUAAAGUUAAUUUCACAUAUUUGUAAAAUGUUACAAAUGUGUGGGUAGUUUCCCAAAUAACUAAUGAGGGACACUUUAGCACAUUCUGAAUGGUUUACUUUGAGUCUUUUUCUCAAGUCUGCUUCUCUAUAUCCCAGCAUGCACUCUGCUGAUGACAUAAUCAUCCAGGAAGAGCACUGGAACUUGACUUUGAUUAAGGCAAAUCCUAUUUAUCUCCUCUUCUUUCUCUAUUCCCCCCCUCCCUCCCAUAAAGCACUAUAAAGUACUGUUACUGAAGAAAAACAAAAAUUUUAAAAUCCUGGAAGGGAGGGCAAGAAUCUGAACAUUGCCUCUGGCCAUUACUCUUCAGUGAUGUAUGUGACAUCACAAGUGCCAUGUAUGCCGGACCAUCGUGAAUGGGAGUCAGUAAUCUAUAAGGGGAGUUUGUAUAUUGUGUUUCUGAAACAUCCCCAAAGGUUAGUAAAUAUUAGAAAUGUACUGAAAUGCUCCCUUAUCUACUUUAUAGAGAAACUUAAGUCCAUAAUCUUAAAGUGCAAACUACUCUGAAAAGUGUUUGUGUAAAAAAGGGUACUUGCUCAAUCAUAGCUGCUCCCUGCAUGUAUUCUGAUUCAUAUCUGCCUACUUCACUGACAAAAAUAAGAUUGUACUGCUUUUUAUUGUCUUUGCAGUGCUAUGAGAAAGGGAGCUGGACUCUGUUGCUUCUGUCAUCAACAAGAUUUACUAAAUUCCAGUUGGGUACAUCUUUGCAACCCCAUUGGAGGCUGUAGGUUUGCACAGGCAUCAUUAAGAACUUAAUUUUAUUUGCAAAGCCACUUUCAUUGGUGGCGAUGCAUGAGGAAAGACCCCAGUUUGAUCCUGAGAGCCCAGCAUGGGUUUUCAUGGCUUGCAUUUGGUUAAAACGUCUUCUACAUUGAGCACGACUUAUAACAGAAAUUGGCAUAAUAAACCUGGUACCCCAUUUUUAGUCACUUUGAGAAGGGAAUUGCACUUUAAAGUGGUAGCAAUUUAAAAUAUAUUAAAUUAUAAUACAUUUAAUUAAAUUAUAAUAUAAAAAACUUUUAACAGAUUGUUGUUAAAUGUUUUUAGUGAAAACUGUUACUCAGAUUUAAGCUACAGUACUUUCAUGGUCUAAAGAACGGGUUGAACUGGGUCCAGGAUUUGGUUUAGCCUUGUUACGGUAUUCUGAUCGGAAGCUUUUUGGGAUAGUCCUUUUCCGUGGUAGGAUAUUUUGGAUUAAAGUAAACUUGCAAAGUACUAAGGAAUUGGGUGUUUUCUUCAUGAACCAUAGAUGUGACACCUUAACUUGUCACUUAAUAUUAUCUCUGAUUUGAAAGAGUGAUAAAAUCAAUGGAGCAAGGAAUCAGCUAAAAUUUAAAAUGUUUGUUCUAGGAUUUUUUCAAUACAUUUUCCUCUGUCUCUUAAAGCCAUGGAAUAUAUUUAUUUUUAUAGAUUCUGUUGGCCUUACAGCCUUUAUUUUGCAAAACAGGAUUCAGACAACUCUGUCCAUUUAUUUUGUGGGAAAUACAUUCUCAUUAGUUGCAUGAUAUUUCAUAAUUCAAUCUGGAUGACAUUAAAGAAAUGCUGAUUGACACAAGAUAUAUUUUGAGGAAAGAGUCUAACCACUGCAACUACUGAGGGCUCACAGUUUUAAGGUCUCAUUAGAUUCCUUUUUUUUUGUUUUUUGGACUUCUAUGGAAAUUUCCUGAAUACUUUGUCUUCUGACGCUGGACAUGAGAUCGUAUGCUUUCCCCUUCAGAUGGGACCUUCACUAUGGUUAUCUAUAGUUGUAAUCUCAAGGCUAGGGACUAGUCCAACAAAGCUCUACUUGGGGCUAAUCUUGAAGGCUAUCCAGAAACUUCAGCUGGUGCAGUAUGUGUGGAGCGCUUGACAGUUAAGUAGGGCAGACUGGCAGGAGUAUAUUGUACUUGUGCACUGAACUUCAGAUUGAUUCCCAGUUCACAAUGGAAUUUAAUUCAAGAUGCUGGUUGCUAUCUAUAAAGCCCUGAAGAGUAUAAGCCUCAGUUGUCUGGUACUGUUCCACCUGGGGCCCUCAGAGGCUCAGCAUAAGCUCUUCAGCUUUUUCUGUUGCAAGGGUACAGGUCACAGGACCCCGACGUUCUCAGUGGUGUGUCCUCCUCUUUAAUACUCACACAUGCUAGAAAAGUAUGUGGACUACAUCCACAUUUGGAAUGUGACUUAGAUUAGCUUUCUGCUAACUGAAGGUCUGGAAUCUCCUGACAUUUUAUCCUACUAGCAAGUUUUUGAGAGAAUAUGAUAAAUCUAACCUUUUUGAAGUGUGUUUGAAGAAAAGGAAUGAAGACUUACCAAGAUAAGCAGUAAUGUGAAAAAAUAUGGAAACAAAAUAAAAAUGGGAAGUGGAAAAAAUUAACAUCAAAUUCAUCAUAUAGACAAUGAGAUAAGAAAUCAGGUAAUAUUAGUUUGAAUGGAAAAAUAGACCAUAAGAAAUUAUCUAACAAGGACACAGAAUGCAAUGUAGUUAAUAUCUGGAUUCUAAGCAAAAGAGAGACUGUUCUGAAACAUUUUUAUUUCUUUAAAAUAAUGAUUGGGUGAAACAGAUACUUUUUUCAGUCUCACUGGAAAGAUUUAUAUGGUGAAAACUGUCUUAGGUGACCAAUCUAAGGGACUGACCAUUUGUUUCUUGACUGAGGUGACCAGAUGAAGGUGGCACAGAUUAUUAUUUCAAAAGUUUGAGGUACAGUAGUAUAAGACAAGAAAUUGUCUAAGGUGGUCUAUCAUACAGAUUUAAUUAUUUAGCAGCCAGGGAUGGAAAAUUCCGGGCCCUACUGCUCAGUAUGAUGGAGUAAUCUCAGUGUGUGUAAAUAUCCCUCUCUCAAAGCUGUUGGCAAGCUGUUUAAGAGGUAGCGGACAGCGAGUUGUAGGAAGGGAUAUUAGUAUUGGCACUGCACUGAGGAAACUUGAGGAUUUAUUUUUCAACAAGAUCGAUUCAGAGCACACUCAACUAUGGGCACAAACACUGAAUGAAAACACUGGUAUUAUGUGAUUUGGCCACCUAAAUCAUGUAACUCAGUCCAAUAAAAGGAAUUUGGAAUGAACUGAAGGAAGUUUUUAAAAAAGGACACCUUACAGCAACAAAACAACUGAAGCACCAUCUUGUGGACACAUUAAAAGCAGUUAUCUCCCAUUAGCAAGAAAUAAAUAGCGUUCCAAAGAUCACUGCAUUAUAUUGUGAACACACCAAUAUUUAAUAGAAUGACUGGAAGAAAUUCCAAUCCUUAUCUUUUCAGAUUGUCUAAACUUCUGUGGACAAAGUGAAGUGCCCAGUUACAUAACUUUUUGCAAAUCCCUUUAAACCAUUAAUUGUACUAAGUGUCAUGUUCAAGGAUUUGACAUUUAUUUAAAUAACAUGGAGAGGAAAAACCUUGUUCGUAGCAAGUACAGCAGCAGUUUUCCAGGCUACACUCUGUGCACUUUUGAGGGCAGAUUCUUUCUCUAACACUGCUCAAAACCACCAAGAACCAUUCAGGGAGAGGCUCUUAUUCCCUGUUUAAAGUUUUGUACUGAUAAAGCAUAUGGACAAAAUUCUGUAUUUCUAGUAUUUGUUAACAAAAUUGUUAUGAGGAAGUAGAGCUAGGGAAAGAGUCUACUGAUUAAAUUAGCGAGACAGUUCCAUGCUCUCAUCUGACCUAAGACAAAGUUGAUUUUCUAACCCAAAUUGAAAGUGGAUUUAUUAAAGAAAGAUUUAUUUUAGGAUAAUUUCAAAUCUUAGAGCAGAAGAAAACAUGCUUUCCUAGUGUGGGAGAAAAUAAAUGUGGCAACUAUAGUUUGAAAGGAGAUUAUGCAAAAAUUUGGUUUAUUGAAGUGGAAAUGUGCUAUAUUGAACACGAAAAUUCAUUUGUUUAAUCAUGACCAACACUACAACAAAUCUGAAAGCCAUCACUUUGGACCUCUUCACUUAUGUGUCUGGAAGAGAUCUUUCUAUUGAGAACCCCAAAAUCAGUGUCUUAUGUUUCUCCAUGUAACCACAUCAAUCUUUCAAACAAAUGCAUGUUCCCACUAUUCUGAAGCUUUCUUGUGAUGCUUUUUAUUUUGCUGUAUUUCAGUUACUUUAAGUCUGAGAAUCAUGCUGACUGACAGGCAUAGGCAUCAUAUUAAUAAAUAUUUAUCUCUG